Molecule: messenger RNA, 825 nt
Organism: Canariomyces notabilis
Lineage: Eukaryota; Fungi; Ascomycota; Sordariomycetes; Sordariales; Chaetomiaceae
Product: t-SNARE
Exons: 2
Coding region: 1-825 (274 amino acids)
Biological process (GO): vesicle fusion; Golgi to vacuole transport; intracellular protein transport
Cellular component (GO): endomembrane system; SNARE complex; membrane
Molecular function (GO): SNARE binding; SNAP receptor activity
Source: RefSeq, a predicted model, not a curated record
AUGUCGUUCGAUCAGCUCUCCUCGUUGGAGGCGGGGCAGCGCCGGGGGACUUCGAGCUACGCCGAUGACCCCGAGUUCCAGCGACUGUCCCAGGACCUCAUGAACAAGCUGUUCAAGCUUAACGGCAACAACCAACGACUAAGCGGGGAGGUCGGGCACCUGGGGACGCGGCGUGAUACCCCGCGCGUGCGGGAGCGGGUGCACGAAAUGAUUGAGGAGUCCAGGGAGAUGUUCAAAGACGUGGGCGAGGGUGUCAAGAAGAUCCAGACAUGGGAAGACGUUACGCCGACACAAAAAUACAUGCAACAAAAGCUCUCGCGCGAGUUUCAAGCCUCCCUCUCCGAGUUCCAAAACCUCCAACGGCAAGCCCUCGAGAAGCAAAAGGCCUCAGUAACUGCCGCGCGCGCUGCCAUCGAUGCCGAGCCCGUCAGCCCGGAGCUGCUCUCCUCCAGCCAGCAGCAGCAGCAGCGACACGAACAGUUACUGCAACAGCAGGAGCUUACCCGGCUCGCCCCGCAAGACGAGGUCGACUUCCAGGAAGCGCUCAUCAUCGAGCGCGAGGAAGAGAUCCGCAACAUCGAGCAGGGCGUGGGCGACCUCAACGUGCUGUUCCAGCAGGUGGCGCAGAUGGUAAACGAGCAAGGCGAGGUGCUCGACACCAUCGCCAACAACGUCGAGAACGUGCGCGACGACACGCGCGGGGCCGACCGCGAGCUGCGCAGCGCCGCGCGCUAUCAGAAGAAAGCGCGGAGCACGGCCUGCUGUCUGCUUAUUAUUCUGGCGGUGAUUUUGACGAUUGUGCUAUUGGCCGUGUUUCUGGGGUGA